Molecule: messenger RNA, 1010 nt
Organism: Cicer arietinum (chickpea)
Lineage: Eukaryota; Viridiplantae; Streptophyta; Magnoliopsida; Fabales; Fabaceae
Product: probable nucleoside diphosphate kinase 5
Biological process (GO): CTP biosynthetic process; UTP biosynthetic process; GTP biosynthetic process
Molecular function (GO): nucleoside diphosphate kinase activity
Source: RefSeq, a predicted model, not a curated record
AUUUAUAUAUGUGUUUUAGACUUUUGGUCAUAACAAGUCACUGUCGUUCGUAAGUCUUAACCACUUGCUUACUCAGAUUGUCUCUCUCCAUCAAAUCACACGUGCGAGUUUGGUUCAAUUCAAAUGAGAACCCCUUUUGUUGGAUUCUUCAGAAUACUUGUCCUUCUUGUUUUUGUCUCAGCUUCCUGUUGCAGUUCAUCUAUUAAUGAAAGUAUGAAAGCGCAGAAAACUUUAGCGAUUAUAAAGCCGGAUGGAUUGCUCGGUAACUACACAGAUGAUAUCAAGAGAACAAUUUUAGAAUAUGGUUUUAGCAUUGUCAAAGAAAAGAUUGUUCAACUUGAUGAAGCCGGUGUGAAAAUAUUUUAUGCAGAACACUCUUCAAAAAGCUUCUUUUCCAGCCUUGUAAAAUACAUGACAAGUGGACCAGUGUUAGUUAUGGUUUUGGAGAAGGAUGAUGCUAUUGCUGAUUGGCGCGCUUUAAUGGGCCCUACGGAUGCAAGCAAGGCUAAGAUUACUCACCCUCACAGCAUCAGAGCAAAAUGUGGAUUGGAUACCCAAAAUAAUUGUGUUCAUGGUUCAGACUCUAUCAAUUCUGCACAAAGAGAGAUAUCAUUUUUCUUUAAAGAGCUCUCUGCAGAUAUAAUUACAGAACAUGAUGAAUUGUAGCUAGCUGGUUAAAGUUUGAUGCAGAAAAACAACCUUUGUUCAUGUACAAGACUAUAUCACCAAUUCCACCCUUGCUAUUUUUUAAGUCAUUAUGUUUUCAGACUUCUAAGAUUUUCAAGGCAAAUCUAUCGUACAAUUAAUCUUAUACUUUUAGAUAGAGAUAUUUUAUACGAUAGAAUAUUAUGGUGUCGUUUGAUUCAUGUAGCCGACCCUAUUUAUUGAUAUAUGGUCUGUUGGCUUGGUUGUUGUUGGUAGUUUAGAAUGCGGUUUCAAUGACUACUCCUUACAUACUAUGACAAUUAAUUAUGAUUAAUUAGAUCAUAAUUUAUCAAUUUUUUAUCCUA